Molecule: messenger RNA, 2757 nt
Organism: Brassica napus (rape)
Lineage: Eukaryota; Viridiplantae; Streptophyta; Magnoliopsida; Brassicales; Brassicaceae
Product: phosphatidate cytidylyltransferase 1
Exons: 4
Coding region: 111-2636 (841 amino acids)
Cellular component (GO): endoplasmic reticulum membrane
Molecular function (GO): phosphatidate cytidylyltransferase activity
Source: RefSeq, a predicted model, not a curated record
AGACCAAACUUUGGUUUCCAAUUCCUCGACUUGUUACGUCUUACGUAAGACGUCGUGACGCGGCGAUCAGUCAAUUUUUCAACGGCGCGUUCCGUACCUCGGUGGCAUUGAUGGUGACUGCGGCGGAGAUUGACGUUUCGAUGAGUGUCCGGACGCUCGAGGAGCUGACCUAUACGAAGUCGAUGGGUGAUGGUUUGUUCUCGAUUCAGAUGAGGCCCAACUACAACGUGAUCGUCGAUCAUCCAUGUAGGACGGCGCACUGGCAGCGUUUCUACUUUUACGUCAAGUCUGACGGUUUUGCCUUCGAGGAGCCGCCCGACGAUUCCUUUCGAUUUUUGUGGAAUCAUAAACUUGUUGAUCACCCUGACACGGCCUUUUAUCCGGAAGAUUUCGUAUCUGAUGCUCGUGCAGUUGUUUCGCGCGUCCAAGUAAGCUGGAAGGAUAUCACCAUCGAGAGGAUUCGACGAGUGCUCGACAGAAUCUCGAGGAAGGAUUGGAGGUCUGAUCUAUUACCUUUGAUUACCGGUAACAAGCGACGGUUUUCGAUAUUCAGUAGUGCCGAGCAAAAGAUCAUCAACGCGGCCAGAGAAAUGAAAGAGCUUCCAGACUUGAGUGCGCUAAUCAAGAAAAAGCUGAGCGAGGCAAAAAGGGGAUCUUCUGCGACUCCUAGCGAGACAACUCCUAGUGGGACGACUCCUCGCGAAGAGACUCCUCGUGAAAAGACUCCUCGCGAGAAGACUCCUCGUGGAGCAAUUCCUCCCGCUCCUCUUCCUCUUGUAGUUUCUCCCAGACCGUCUUCGGGCCCAGUUAUUGUCGGCUCCUCGAGGGAGGAUCUCACAUUGAUCUCUGAACGAGAGACUGCUGAACCAUCGGUGACUGGUGGCAAUAAGAAGAGAUCUGCUCCUGACUCCUCUACGCCGGCUACCUCUCAAGCAAGGACCGAAUCCGAUGGUCCUCCGAAGAAGAAAAAGAAAAAUGAGAAGAAGAAGAAGAAAUCUGCUGAGGAACAGUCGGAGCCUGCUGAGGACACCGGGAAUCGUGAGACUGUUAUCGAGAAAAGUCUUUCUCGCGAUGCUGCGGCUCGGGGAGUCGUCGAUUCGGAUAACUCCCCGUCCAUCCCUCUGAAGAGGAAAAAGAGCUCCCGCAGUCAUGAGUUGUCUACUCCGGCUUCGUCUGCUUCUGCUGCGAAGAUUCCUCCAGCUGCACCUCAGACUCUUGUUGAAGGCGGUUCGACCUCUGAAGAUCGUCGGGUCAAAUUUCGUGACCACGUGGAGUUCAAGUACGUCGGCGAAACUCCUCUCUCUUUUGCCCCGACUGACUGUGCUGAGCUUGUUCGGCAAAUUAAGGGUGGUCGCAAGGACCUGCCCGCUGUCAAGGACCUUAUUUUCAAGGACGCGUAUGUCGAUGCGGCGAGGACUAAAAUUCUGAGCGACGGGAGCAUGAAUUACGUCGUCGAGUUAUAUGAUUCAGCCCUUAAGGAGGCCACGUCCAAGUUAAAGCAAGCCGACAAGCUCGCUCGAGCGAAGGAUGUAUCUCAUGACCGCAAGACGAAGGAAUUUAAGGCGACAAUUGAUAAGGUCGCGGAGGAACGGGCUCAACUGAUUGAGAGGAAGAAGGCUCAGAAGGCUCAUUUCCUGGAGAAAUUCGGGGAGUUGAAAGAUAAAUUUGAUGCUGCGGGUGUAAAGAUACGAGGACUUGAGGAGGAGAAGAGGGCCUGGUUAAGAGAGAAGGCAGCCAUGGAGGAGAAGAUGGUGUCCACCGCGCUGAGGCACUUGAAAGAGGUCAACAGACUGAGGGACUCUCGGGGUCAUGAGGUUACUCACGAGCGGUUUCGUGUACAGACGGCCAUGAUUGCUAAGAGCAACAAGCGUUUCUCCCAAAUUCGAGAUCUCGAGAAGCGUCGUAGUGAGUUUGAAACAGUUAGAUCCUUGCAGAGCCAAGCUUUUGGGACAAAGAAAUGCCUCGAAGCGCUUAAGGAGAGCGGGAUCGACAUUCCGCAAGAGACGAUUGACUUGUUCGCCGAACAAGAGAAGGAGUACGAGACUGCGGCUGAUCGACUAGCUGUCGGAGGAAUUCCCGAGGAGCUUCUCUGUCUUUCUCCUCUUCAUCUUCGAUCUCCUUUUCUAAACGAGAAUGUGUGGGCGACGAUCGACCCAUAUGGAUCGAACGCGGGCCUGAUUGAUGCUGGGACCGCUGCUUUCCUUCAAACUCCUAGUAGUUCUCAAGGAGAUCAUGCGAACGAAGAAUCUGUAGAACCAUCUGGAAGAGAGCUCGGGGAGCCAUCUUUUCAUGAAGGUAGGAUCGUUGGUGAGGUUGCAAGGCUCGAGGAUACGACCGUUGCACCUGCUUUGGAUCCGACUACGCUCUCCACCAGCAUCGUUGUGAAUGAAGAUCCGUUGGUCCCGGCUCUUGGGACUGGUGCCGAGACGAGGACAGAGGCUGUUAAUCUUCUCGAACUCUCAGAUUCUUCGACUGAAGAAGAGGGUGGCGAACACCCGGAGGAGACUGAAUCUGGUUUAGUUGGUAACCCGCAAAAUGAAGAGGGAAUGGUCGACAGAAUUGACAAUCUACCAGUCCUUCCAGCGGACGUGACUGCUCAGGUCGUCGAGGGAGGUUCCAACCGUGCCGAAGACUAGCUUAAUAUGUUGUUGUUGUUUCUUUUAGACUUUUGGUUUUUGGCCCUUGGAGGCUUUUGUUGAUGUAAUAUCUGGAUUUAUUUUGCUUUUGCGGCUAUCUGUUGUUUCAGACUUUCAGUAA